CCCGACCAGAAUCCCUCAAUCCCAAAAGCCAUCAUUUUGCAGACCGAUAUCUUUUGAUAAUCACACUGUAGAUAUGCCUAAAGCUACCUCCGCCUCCGCCAAGCCCGCUCACAAGUUCGUCGUGGACUACUCCGUCCCCGCUGGUGACCAGGUCUUCGAUGCCGCUGGUUACGAGAAGUUCUUGAACGACCGCAUCAAGGUCGAGGGAAAGACCGGUCAAUUGGGUGACAACAUCCAGUUGAAGAGGGAUGGAGCCAAGCUCGUCCUUACCGCUCAGACCCACUUCUCCAAGAGGUACCUCAAGUACUUGACUAAGAAGUUCUUGAAGAAGAACCAGUUGGAGAACUUCCUCCGAGUUGUUGCCACCUCCAAGGACACCUACUCCCUGCGAUACUUCAAAGUUGACCAGGACGAGGAGGCCGACGAGGAGUAAACUCGCUUUAUCUAUCGAUGACCUAUUUCGAAGGAUGAAGGAUGACCUGUGGUCGGGGACGGUGUUAGGGCUUGUCGAAGUUUCUGUACAGCGGUUAAGGCUUGCUAGGGCUACAACGAUGGCAUAAUACGUUCUCCCAA
Molecule: messenger RNA, 573 nt
Organism: Filobasidium floriforme
Lineage: Eukaryota; Fungi; Basidiomycota; Tremellomycetes; Filobasidiales; Filobasidiaceae
Product: ribosomal protein L22e
Exons: 4
Coding region: 74-433 (119 amino acids)
Biological process (GO): cytoplasmic translation
Cellular component (GO): ribosome
Molecular function (GO): structural constituent of ribosome; RNA binding
Source: RefSeq, a predicted model, not a curated record